GUUGGUCAGUUCAAAUCGAGUUCGUUUAGUGAGUGGACGUGUGCUGUUGGCACUCCUCCGCUGAAAUAUAGUGCAAAUAGAUUGAAAGACACCAAAGAGACCCAACCACAGGUUUCGGACAACCGACUGUGCGUAGUGGAAAAGUGCGAGUUUAAAAAGUUGAAUCCGGAGAAGCAAACAGUUGAUGCAAGAUGCCGCCCAACGCCCAAGCCGGUGCCCAGUCCAUCACGGACUCGCUGCUCGCCGCGGCUAGCGCCGCCGCCGAUUCGGAACAGAGCCCCACCAAGCUGCAGGAGGACUCCACCGGAGUGCUCUUCGAGUGCGAUGUGGAGACCACCGACGGUGGACUCGUCAAGGACAUUACCGUGCUGAAGAAGGCGGAGAGGCGCCGACUGAAGCUGGUCUGGCGCAACAUCAUCGCCUUCGCAUACCUCCAUCUGGCGGCUCUCUACGGCGCCUACCUCAUGGUCACCUCGGCCAAGUGGCAGACCUCCGUCUUAGCUUAUUUCCUAUAUGUCGUUUCUGGCCUGGGCAUUACUGCCGGUGCCCAUCCUUGGGCGCAUCGCUCCUACAAGGCCAAGUGGCCCCUGCGCGUGAUUCUGGUCAUCUUCAACACCAUCGCCUUCCAGGAUGCCGCCUACCACUGGGCCCGUGACCAUCGCGUGCACCACAAAUACUCGGAGACUGAUGCUGAUCCCCACAACGCCACUCGUGGCUUCUUCUUCUCGCACGUCGGCUGGCUGCUGUGCAAGAAGCACCCGGACGUGAAGGCCAAGGGAAAGGGAGUCGAUCUAUCCGACCUUCGCGCCGAUCCCGUCCUCAUGUUCCAGAAGAAAUACUACAUGCUGUUGAUGCCCAUUGCCUGCUUCAUCAUUCCGACCACGGUGCCCAUGUACUUCUGGGGUGAAUCGUUCAUGAACGCUUGGUUCGUGGCCACCAUGUUCCGUUGGUGUUUUAUCCUGAAUGUAACCUGGCUGGUGAACAGUGCUGCCCACAAAUUCGGUGGCCGUCCCUACGACAAAUUCAUUAAUCCUUCGGAGAACAUCUCGGUGGCUAUCCUGGCCUUCGGCGAGGGGUGGCAUAACUACCACCACGUCUUCCCCUGGGACUACAAGACGGCCGAGUUCGGCAAAUACUCGCUAAACUUCACCACCGCCUUCAUCGACUUCUUCGCCAAGAUCGGCUGGGCCUACGACCUGAAGUCCGUGUCCUCGGACAUCAUCCAGAAGCGUGUGAAGCGCACUGGUGACGGAACGCACGCCACGUGGGGAUGGGGAGACGUGGACCAGCCCAAGGAGGAGAUUGAGGAUGCACUCAUUACACACAAAAAGAGCGAAUAGGCAGGCUCAGGGCUGAGGGUUGAGGCUGAGGGUUUAGAAGAAAUCAAUCAAAUUCAAAUUAAGCUAACAAAACCUAAUUUUCCAUUUUGCAUAUGUCCGCGGAACAAACUUCCUAACAGAGAAAAUGCAGCCCAUUAAAUUAAUUCUAAGAUAAAACGUUGAUGAUAACUGUUUGUUGUAUCUCGAAAACUUUAUACCGUCUGUGUUAAACCAGCUCUGGAAAUGUUUUUAUUUCGCUCUGGCGUUGCUUUUUAAGAGAGACGCAAACUAACUUUGUAUUUAUACAUGCAUAUAAUUGCUUAAAACCUGGAUAUUGAUGUACAAUAGACGGCAAUUGGAGCUUUUCAUUCACUGUUAUCUCGAGGUCACUUUGAAAUUUGAGAGAAAUUUUCAGUUAAAGAAUAUAAAAAUUUAUACAAAUGGAGGAAAACUUUCCGUUUCAAAGAAAAAGAAAUACCUGCAAAUGAAAGAUUUUAGUAUUUAGCGUAAGCCAAAAAGACAAAAAGAAUUAUCAAGGAACUAAUAUAUAAAAUAUAUAAUAAACGAUCGCUGUUAGAACACUAAAAGCACCUUCACCUAUACAUAUGAUAUUUCCUUAAAUGUUAUUAAAUAAAAUGUGAAAAUGCCUCUGGGAAAGAAAUCCCAGUAGGUUUUUCCAUAACCUGAA
Drosophila suzukii is the source of this 2007-nucleotide messenger RNA. It is a transcript of the gene Desat1, whose product is annotated as Desaturase 1. Gene Ontology annotation, biological process: unsaturated fatty acid biosynthetic process. The record is from RefSeq and is a predicted model, not a curated record. NCBI's taxonomy places the organism in Eukaryota, Metazoa, Arthropoda, Insecta, Diptera, Drosophilidae. Gene Ontology annotation, molecular function: iron ion binding; stearoyl-CoA 9-desaturase activity. Gene Ontology annotation, cellular component: endoplasmic reticulum membrane.